Chara braunii is the source of this 1443-nucleotide messenger RNA. Lineage: Eukaryota; Viridiplantae; Streptophyta; Charophyceae; Charales; Characeae. The record is from the annotation of a GenBank genome assembly.
GUGUAGGGGAGGCUUGUCGCGUUGUCGUGUGACAAGUUGUGCCUGUCGCACAACUGUCUUGACCAGCAGCCCGUGACGCGUAGCCAUCUCUUGUGCCUGUCGCACGGUUCCUGUUGUCAUCCGACAGCGUGGCGAAGCACCCCCCCGCAGGGAAGACGAGUAGCGACCGUGACAGGAAUUAGGGUCUGAUCCCACACUACAUACGGUAUGUAGUUUUAUGGAUUUUUCGAGAUCCCACAGUGCUCCGGGGUAGUAGGCGGCACCGUCGACUUCGGAGGUGAGUGGAAACGUUUGUUGUCGUGGGGUCUGGGAGUGAUCGGUGGCGAAAAAGUAGUACGGAAAUGUGAGGAGUGCUGGACCCCUACCCGUCCGCGAAAACGCUGGAGUAGCUUUUUUUCCCCGCCUUCUUGUUUUUUUUCCCGUCACUCCCUUUCCUCCGUUGAUCCGCCACCCUCCCACAUUAUUGCGCCGCGAUGCCUGUAAAAGGGCCAUUCUUUUCGGAGUUGUGGGACGCAAUUUUCCUUUCACGGUCCGUCCGGAGCGGGCCCAGCUUUUUCGUUACUUUUACGGAUUCCGUUUCCGUAUGUAGAGGAGACAGGAUGAGGUGGAUCGGCAGCAGCAGCAGCAGCAGCAGCAGGAGGAGGAGGAGGAGGAGGAGGAGGAGGAGGAGGAGGAGAAGCGAAAGAACUGGGGUGGGGUGGGGUGGGGUGGUGUCACGGGGGUUGGGGGGGGGAAUAGACAAGCAGACAAGCAGACAGGCAGAGGAGGGGAGAGGAGGGGAGAGGAGGGGAGAGGAAGUAGAAGAAGCAGGAGAGGAGAAAGAGCGCUUCGGAGGAUGAGCGUCAUGGUGAUGACGAGAGUGAUGAUUAUGCUUAUGAUAAUUAUGAUGAUGAUGGUGAUGAUGAUGAUGAAUUAUGACGAUGAUUAUGCGUCUGAUAAUGAUGAUGGUGAUGAUGAUGAUGAUGAUGAUGAUGAUGAUUAUGCGUAUGAUAAUUAUGAUGAUGAUGAUGAUGAUGAUGAUGAUAACGAGGAGGAGACGGCGACGAAAGAAGAGAAAGCGGCAGGAGGGGAAAAAACGGCGACAAAGAAAAACGAAUAACGGAGAUGACGGAAAGAAGAGGAUGCCCCCUAACUGCCAUAGCCACAUGGUGAGCCACGUGGUUAGCAGUUUGGGUCAGCGUAGCGUGGUGAGGCACGUGGUUAGCCUAGCCGAUUGGUCGUCGACCGUGCGAGUCCCAUGAGGGAGGUCGUGUGUUCGAUUCUUCUUGAGAAACGAUCAUGGAUGAUGAUGGAAUGUAAGAAAUUGGAAAAUGGAGUUCUUCUUCGGCACGCGGGCUUCAUCGUCGUCUUCACCUUUCAAGAAUUGCGCUUCGGCUUCCAUAUCUGUCGUCGUCAGCAUCAUUAUCUCAUAAAAUAAUAAAUAAAUAAAAUGCAUCAACAUAA